AUGUUGUAACGUAUAAUUAGCCCGGCAGCAUGGAGGCGUGGAAUCUGUUAAAUAGCAUCACAUCAAGGUAAAUCGGCCCACUUUCCUGCGCUCAGCUCAUCGCACCCCACCUGUCAAAUAUUCAGCUUACCAACUUUCUGUAGUUUUAUUUCCCAUAUUUGAGAACAAAAUGCCUCUGGAGUUUGAGCUGUGCCCUGGCAGAAUGAUUGGAGGGGACCACCCCUGCUUCAUCAUUGCUGAAAUAGGAAUAAACCACCAGGGAAACAUGGAGACUGCAAAGAAAAUGAUCACAAUGGCAAAGGAGUGCGGUGCAGAUUGUGCUAAAUUUCAGAAGAGUGACCUACAGUGCAAAUUUAACAAGAGAGCCCUAGAGCGCCCAUACAACAGUCCACACUCCUUUGGAAAAACUUAUGGCGACCAUAAGCGCCAUCUGGAGUUCAGCCAUGAGCAGUACAAGGAACUGCAGAAACAUGCAGAGGAGGUGGGGAUCUUCUUCACUGCAUCAGCGAUGGAUGAGAUGUCAGUGGACUUCCUGGAUGAGCUUAAUGUGCCGUUCAUCAAAGUGGGCUCUAAUGACACCAACAACUUCCCCUAUCUGGAGAAGGCUGCCAAGAAAGGACUACCCAUGGUGGUGUCCAGUGGGGUGCAGUCAAUGGACACGAUGCGUAAGGUCUACAAAACACUGAAGAAACACACCGACAAAUUUACCUUCCUACAGUGCACCAGCUGUUACCCUCUGGAUCCUAAAGAUGCAAACCUCAGAGUUAUAACGGAAUACAAAAAGGAAUUUCUGGAUAUUCCCAUUGGAUAUUCCGGUCACGAGACUGGGAUCUGUGUUUCAGUUGCAGCUGUAGCUAUGGGGGCGAAGGUCGUGGAGCGUCACGUUACCUUUGACAAGACGUGGAAAGGAAACGAUCAAGCAGCCUCUCUGGAGCCCCAGGAGCUUAAGGAUCUGGUUUGUUCCAUCCGGAUGAUAGAGUCAGCGAUGGGAAGCGGCGUCAAGGAGAUAUUACCGUGUGAGCAGCCAUUCCUCAAAAAGCUGGGUAAAUCAGUGGUAGCCAAAGUCAACAUCCCAAAAGGAGCCAAACUGACCCAAGAUAUGCUGGCGGUGAAAGUGGCAGAGCCAAUAGGCAUCUCGGCCGAGGACAUCUACAAUCUGCUCGGUAAGACUGUGUUGAAGGACGUGGAGGAGGACAAGAGCAUCAUGCCGGAGAUGGUGAACAACUACUGAGAGAAGGAGGAAGGCAGAGAGUUAUGAAAAGGCAGAAAAGGGCAUUUAAUUUAAAAGUGCUUGAUUUCUUUCCCUGAGGUCACGGGGGUGGGUCACUUUUCGCAUAGCUUAUUUCUUUGUUCAAGUAAAUCACAGCUGGAGUUGGAGUUAGUUUUUGGCUUCAGUCACUCACUCACUGUUUAUCAGUCAGCGUCCUCUUGUUGAAACAUCCAGCCAUCAACUAGUGUAAUUCGCUCUGUCACACUCAUAUCAUUUAUUAUAAAUCACACUUUCUCAUUUUUUGUGCACUAACUGUAUCCUCCAAUUGUGCUUUUGGAGUGAUGGAUGUUAUGACACAUUUAAAUCUUAUCACUGGAAAUGAUCACAGGAGUUGUGGAAAUGUAAUAUGUUCUGAAAAAUUAAACAUCCAAAUAAAAUAUUGCCUGAAUGUC
This is a messenger RNA of Notolabrus celidotus (New Zealand spotty), 1662 nucleotides long. Its product is annotated as sialic acid synthase-like. The transcript has 6 exons. The coding region runs from base 170 to 1231 and encodes 353 amino acids. Gene Ontology annotation, biological process: carbohydrate biosynthetic process. Gene Ontology annotation, molecular function: N-acylneuraminate-9-phosphate synthase activity. NCBI's taxonomy places the organism in Eukaryota, Metazoa, Chordata, Actinopteri, Labriformes, Labridae. The record is from RefSeq and is a predicted model, not a curated record.